Messenger RNA from Oryzias latipes (Japanese medaka), 2699 nucleotides. It is a transcript of the gene p4ha1b, whose product is annotated as prolyl 4-hydroxylase, alpha polypeptide I b. Gene Ontology annotation, biological process: peptidyl-proline hydroxylation to 4-hydroxy-L-proline. Gene Ontology annotation, cellular component: endoplasmic reticulum. Lineage: Eukaryota; Metazoa; Chordata; Actinopteri; Beloniformes; Adrianichthyidae. The record is from RefSeq and is a predicted model, not a curated record. Gene Ontology annotation, molecular function: procollagen-proline 4-dioxygenase activity; L-ascorbic acid binding; iron ion binding.
CACGUGGCAGCAGCAGAAUGACGUUAGUUUGAACUCUUCCUGCGAAUAAAUCCCCGAAAUACUCCACCGCACUGCGGGCUUAGAACUACUCCAGUCACCUCCCUCAGCAAUUUACAAAACGACAUCCCCCCCGAGUUUGCAAGAAGCUGCAUGCAUGUGGGUCUGCACGUAGCGUUGAGGGGAAAAAAAAGAAUCCAGCCCCGAGCGGGAGGCAGCCAACUGCGCGGUGAGACAUCACAGAUAGGACGAACCCCCGGUUCUUGUUGACUCCACCGACUACGUUAAGGAGAAAUCCUUCAGAGGAGGAGACGAGCAGGCUGCUCCCACAGGAUGCACCGGACGAGGAUGGAGCUACCAUGCUGGUGUUUGUUAUUGCUGAGCUGCCUGGAGUCGCUGUCAGCCAACAACGAUUUUUUUACAUCAAUAGGCCAGAUGACAGAUCUGCUGUACACAGAAAAAGACCUCGUCACGUCUCUCAAAGACUACAUCCGAGCCGAGGAAAACAAGCUGGAGCAGGUGAAACGGUGGGCUGAUAGGUUGGACUCCUUGACAUCCACAGCCACACAGGAUCCUGAAGGUUUCUUGGGUCACCCUGUGAACGCCUUCAAGCUGAUGAAGAGGCUCAACACAGAGUGGGGAAACCUGGAGAGCCUUGUACUUAGUGACACCACUGAUGGAUUUAUUUCCAACCUGACCAUUCAGAGACAGUAUUUCCCCACGGAGGAGGACCAAACUGGGGCUGCUAAAGCUCUUCUCCGCUUACAAGAUACAUACAACCUGGAUGCCAACACCAUCUCCACCGGAGACCUACCGGGAGUGAAGCACAAGAACCGCAUGACGGUGGAGGACUGUUAUGAACUGGGGAAAGUGGCCUAUGCUGAGGCGGACUACUAUCACACUGAGCUGUGGAUGGCCCAGGCCCUGAGACAGCUGGAGGAAGGAGAGGAGUCCCCUUUAGACAAAGUCACUGUUCUGGACUAUUUGAGUUAUGCCAUCUACCAGCAGGGGGACCUAAAGCGCGCGCUGGAAUACACCAAGAAGCUGCUUCAGUUAGACCCAGAGCACCAGCGCGCCAACGGCAAUCAGAAGUACUUUGAGUUCCAGUUGGAGAAGCAGGAAAAGCAGGAUGAGACAGCCGAAAAAGAAACCCAACAACAGGACCGAGAGAAAAGAGACACAACCCAAAAGAAGAAGAAAAAGCAGUCUCAAAAGUCUCUCUCUCUGAUCCCAGAAAGGAAGAAGUAUGAGAUGCUUUGUCGAGGAGAAGGAGUCCGGAUGACAUCUCGCAGACAGAGCAGGCUGUUCUGUCGUUACUACGACAACAAACACAACCCUAGGUUUGUGCUGGCGCCUGUUAAGCAGCAGGACGAGUGGGACCGCCCCUACAUCGUUCGCUACAUCGACAUCAUCUCCGAGGCGGAAAUGGAUAAAAUCAAGCAGUUGGCCAAACCACGGUUAAGGCGCGCCACGGUGCAUGACCCCCAAACUGGGAAACUUACCACAGCCCAUUACCGAGUCUCCAAGAGCGCUUGGCUCACUGCGUACGAAGAUCCCGUGGUUGAAAAGAUUAACCAGAGGAUUGAAGAUCUCACAGGGCUGGAAAUGGACACCGCAGAAGAGCUGCAGGUUGCAAACUAUGGUGUUGGAGGACAAUAUGAACCUCACUUUGACUUUGGAAGGAAAGACGAGCCAGAUGCCUUUAAGGAACUGGGUACAGGGAACCGCAUUGCAACGUGGCUUUUCUAUAUGAGUGAUGUCUCUGCAGGGGGCGCCACAGUAUUCCCUGACGUUGGUGCAUCAGUUGGACCUCAGAAGGGUACUGCUGUGUUUUGGUACAAUCUGUUUGCCAGCGGGGAGGGCGACUACAGCACCCGACACGCAGCCUGUCCAGUGUUGGUGGGCAAUAAGUGGGUAUCAAACAAGUGGAUCCAUGAAAGAGGACAGGAGUGGCGGCGACCUUGUGGCCUGAGUGAAAACGAGUGACGGAGGGAAAACGACGCCCUAACCCUUCAAAUCCUUGUCCUUAUACUUCCUUUUUAUGCACCGGGAAACACUGCUACAGAUGAUACACGAAAUCCAAACGGCUCCCUCUGCCCACAAUUAUUUGCUAUUUGUUAUUUUUUUCUCCAUGCACCGCCAGACUCUGAGCCUAGAGAUUAUUCUGACUAAGUCGAGCCCCUGGACAGAUUCAGGAUCACGCUGGCAGACAGCUUGUUCUUCAGGCUGGUGAAUGGUUUAGAGAAACACUCCAGCUUGGUUCACUCCCACAUGUCAUUCUUUGCACUCUCACUGAACAGCAGUUCUGUGGUAAAACUACCCUCCAGUGGUGACUUGCAGGGACAAACUUCCUCCUUUCUAUUUCAAACCUAUAAAAAAGGGCUGUUGGUAUUUUUAAAAGGCACUGUCUGAAAAACCUCAAUCAUUUAAGCAAUGAAGAUGUCCUACAGCUUUACUUUUUUUUUUUUUUUUUUAGUCUCUUCUUCCGGCUAUUUUUUCUUUCUUUUAUGCUUUUAUAUGGAAUAUAACUUUUACAGAGUAGCUACACUCCACGACUUUGAAGUUGUAUUUUUAAAUAUAAUAUUGGAAUGAACGUGUGCUGGAAAGUACUACUUUGGAAGUAAAAUUAAAGGUGAAAAUCCGUUACACUCAAAAAUCUGACAACUUUGCCAUGUCACAGUCUGAGUAACAACAUAACUAAA